Messenger RNA from Acomys russatus (golden spiny mouse), 1151 nucleotides. RefSeq names its product ring finger protein 5 (gene Rnf5). The transcript has 5 exons. Gene Ontology annotation, biological process: ubiquitin-dependent protein catabolic process. The coding region runs from base 132 to 677 and encodes 181 amino acids. The record is from RefSeq and is a predicted model, not a curated record. Gene Ontology annotation, molecular function: ubiquitin-like protein conjugating enzyme binding; ubiquitin protein ligase activity. Gene Ontology annotation, cellular component: endoplasmic reticulum. Lineage: Eukaryota; Metazoa; Chordata; Mammalia; Rodentia; Muridae.
UCUGUUGGGGCGUGAGCGACUGACUUGUGUGUGUGUGUGUGUGUGUGUUUGUGUGUGUGUAUGUGUGUGAGUGUAUAUGUGUGUGUGUCCCGGGAUACCGAGGGGUACGUGGGGGCGAAGCAGAACCGGCCAUGGCAGCAGCGGAGGAAGAGGACGGGGGCCCCGAAGGGCCAAACCGCGAGCGGGGCGGGGCGGGCGCGACCUUCGAAUGUAAUAUAUGUCUGGAGACGGCUCGCGAAGCGGUGGUCAGCGUGUGCGGCCACCUGUAUUGUUGGCCCUGUCUUCAUCAGUGGCUGGAGACACGGCCAGACCGGCAAGAGUGCCCGGUGUGUAAAGCUGGCAUCAGCCGGGAGAAAGUUGUCCCUCUUUAUGGGCGAGGGAGCCAGAAGCCCCAGGACCCCAGAUUGAAAACUCCACCGCGCCCUCGGGGUCAGCGACCAGCUCCAGAGAGCAGAGGGGGAUUCCAGGCAUUCGGCGGUGACACCGGAGGCUUUCACUUCUCCUUUGGUGUUGGUGCUUUCCCCUUCGGCUUUUUCACCACCGUGUUCAAUGCCCACGAGCCUUUCCGAAGGGGAGCAGGUGUGGAGAUGGGGCAGGGCCACCCGGCCUCCAGCUGGCAGGAUUCCCUCUUCCUGUUUCUCGCCAUCUUCUUCUUUUUCUGGCUGCUCAGUAUUUGAGCUGUGUCUCCUCCCUGCCCACCUCUCAGUAGAGGAGAGUCAGUAUUGGGGGUCCUUGCUGGCCCUUCCUCGCUCACCACCCCCUCACUCCCAUGACCCAUCUCUGUUUGCUCCGGAGGCUGUGGGGAGGAGUGGCCAGUCUGCUUAAGAUGGGAGUGCCUGCUGCUCUGUCCUGCCAGCCCAGGAGCAGGGUCACUCCCCGUCCCCCCCACUGCCCCUGCCCCCUGCCCUGGAGGACAGACAAGUUCCAGCUCUCCUCUCUCCUCCCUCCAAUCCUCUGCUCUCUCCCCGAUUUCUUGAUUUGAUGUUUAGAGGUGGGCUCUCUCCAACUCCUCCACCUGCUGAUUUAAUUUAAUUUUUCUCUCCCCACUGUCCUGAGUUCUGACUCAAGUGUCCCCUCUCUCCAUCCCUCAAUACCCUCCUUUACUACAAACUCAAAUAAUUAAACAAAAAGACAAAACAAAACAAAAAAAA